CCAGACGAAUGUUAAACAGCAGCGGAAAACAAAGCUCUAUCAGUAUUUAUUAAUAAAUCGAGUUAAUGAUGGAAAACAGUGGUGAAAGUGGUGACGACGGUGGACCCCAGGGUGCAGCAAAUUAUUUCACUUCUGGGGGAGUCGCUGGGAAUUAUAUUGGGGUGCAGUCAGAUGAUCUAGAAGAUGAUCCAGAGAACACAGACGACUCGAACCACGGAGGAGACCCCCUGCACGGUGGUGGCAGUGGUGGUGCUGCAGGUCCCCUUCGGGAGCAGGAUCGCUUCCUUCCAAUUGCAAAUGUCGCAAAAAUAAUGAAAAGAGCGAUCCCCGAGGCCGGAAAAAUUGCCAAAGACGCUAGAGAGUGCGUGCAGGAGUGUGUGUCCGAGUUCAUCUCAUUCAUAACAUCAGAAGCAUCUGACAGGUGUCACAUGGAAAAACGAAAAACCAUAAAUGGUGAGGACAUUCUCUUUGCAAUGACAACCCUUGGUUUUGACAACUACGUUGAGCCCCUGAAGAUGUACCUGCAGAAGUACAGAGAAGCAACGAAGGGCGACCAGACACCCCCGUGUCUCACAGGUCCAAAUGGCAAUGGAAAGACUGAACCACCGAGCACAAUUUAUGAGGAGCAACUCUACGCAUUAUCUGGAUCAAAUGCAACGACCUCUGAUUCACCAGUGAUCUACAGCUACUCCUCGGGCGAUCAGAUGCAAUUCCAACUGUCCUGAUCCUCCGAUGACUCCCAGGAGGAGGAGCGGACGUGUCUCGAGGAGUGAUCACUGCUCAUGAUGCGAUAGUUCAAUUGAUUCAAUUUUUUUAAUCGCUUAAAAUUACCGAAUCAGUGGAAUUUAUAUAUAUAUACAUAUAUAUAUCUCCGUGUAUACAAUAUAGAUAUUGUAAUCAGAGAUCGGCACAAAUAUAAUUUUCACAAAAAAUUUCCAUCACAAAAAUAUAUCUUUCGGUUUAAUCACUAUUAACGUGUAAAUAUGCUUCAUUAUACUAUGAAUGAGUAAUAAUUGAAAUGAAAACUAAUUUAUCGCGCUAGGAACUACACUUUAAUAUUUGGGACUAAUCAUUCGAUCAAUAAUAAAUAUUGAUUGAAAGACUGUUCAUUUGUUCAAUUUUUAUUGCUCAUUUGUAUCGUAAGGAAAAGUGUAUGUGAUAUUACUUUUCAUUAUAAAAAAUGUCAUUCGGCUUUUCCUUAUUAACCAUUGAUAUUGUAAUGAAACUUUAAUUACGAAAAUUAUUUUCCUGCCGAUUUCUUGUUAUGAUGAUAUAGUAAUCAUUAGGCGUGUUUUUUGUAAUGAACAUUCGACAUUUAGAAAAAAUUAGCCGAUCCUUUAUUGUAAUUCCAUUAAAGCACUAAAAUUCAUAUUAAA
Messenger RNA from Diachasmimorpha longicaudata, 1376 nucleotides. RefSeq lists its product as uncharacterized. The coding region runs from base 66 to 725 and encodes 219 amino acids. Gene Ontology annotation, molecular function: protein heterodimerization activity; RNA polymerase II cis-regulatory region sequence-specific DNA binding; DNA-binding transcription activator activity, RNA polymerase II-specific. The transcript is spliced from 2 exons. Gene Ontology annotation, cellular component: CCAAT-binding factor complex; nucleus. The record is from RefSeq and is a predicted model, not a curated record. NCBI's taxonomy places the organism in Eukaryota, Metazoa, Arthropoda, Insecta, Hymenoptera, Braconidae. Gene Ontology annotation, biological process: regulation of transcription by RNA polymerase II.